This is a messenger RNA of Frieseomelitta varia, 1549 nucleotides long. RefSeq lists its product as uncharacterized. The record is from RefSeq and is a predicted model, not a curated record. The transcript has 3 exons. NCBI's taxonomy places the organism in Eukaryota, Metazoa, Arthropoda, Insecta, Hymenoptera, Apidae. Bases 291 to 1424 code for a protein of 377 amino acids.
AAGAGUUAAAUCAGGUUGACUCUUUCUCCCUGCUCUGUAUGGUCGGGUACCAACCAAUGUCCUAUCAGUAUGUGCGCAUCAAGAUCGCUUUUACCUUUUUGCGAGCGAGGAGGGAUUCCUAGGAGUAUAAAACGAGUACAGUGAUCCUCGGUUGCGUCCUGCUAACCCGCGCAGAACCAGCAACACCGGUUAACAGCUAUUCCAUCAACGGGGAGAGCAAUGGCUUCGAGUACAACAGCAACAUCAUCAACGGUGCCUACGUACCCAGUAAAGAAGGCCACAGAGAAAAUAUGGACUUUUACGGUGGGGCAAAUAGUGGACACUCGUUGACCAACAGCAGGGGCCAAGCGAGCCACGAGGAAAGUUUGAGAAGCAGCUCUUACACCGGAUUCUCACCGAGUUCCCACAACGCUGGUUUCCCUAGUAGUUACACUAGUAGUACCGCCACUCGCGAGAAUCUCGCCUCGGUCCCUUACAUCCCCAGCAACGCUGCCCAGUCCAGUUUCGACAAUUACAAUAGCAACAGCAACAAUGGGGAUUCGACUUUCGAAGCAUACACGCAGGGCAGCGAUCAAGUUGCGUCGGAUUUCGAUCAACUCUCCGGCACUAACAGGCACAAGAAUCUUUCUUACAUGAGAUUUUCCGAUAACGUGGCCGGUGCCACUAGUACAGGAAACUAUCCGGAACUGGGCACAGAAGCUUCCACCUUCAGAGGCGACUAUUCUGGAGAUCCUUUCAGGGGCCACACGUCUCAAAGCGCAGGAUUCAUGGACAGUGUCGAUCCAACUUUCUCCAAUUUCUUCGGCACCACCAACGGCGACUAUUCGUACGGGAAGCACAAGGAGAAUGCUUUCGGAGGGAGCAGCAGCAAGUUUGUGAAUGAGAUCUACUCGAUGCAUCCUGAAACUCGCUACGUGCGAGGAAGUCACGGGAGUAUGAGCCGCGAUUAUCCCUCUUCCAUGUUCUUCUCCAACUCUGGGAGUAGUCCUUUCAGCAACGUUCGAGGCGCUGCAGCAGCAGCCUAUGGUUCCGGUAAAUACAAGUAUAACAAGUAUCUGGGUGAUUACACCUCCACUGCAGGUUUGAACUAUCUCUCCAGGGAGCAAGACAUUGAUCACUUGCUUAAUAAUUACGGUAAAAGCGGUGGGAAACUGGCUACGAUUAAAGAAGCCAGGCCAAGCAGUAUUACCAGUCAAGUUUAUCCUGGACCUUCGUACCUUAGUAAGAUUGUUGGUGGUUACAAAAGUAAACCAAGCAUUAUGAACCUGUAUCACAGCAGUUCACCAAUUGGUUAUUCGUCGAUGUCCGGAUUACACAGUAGCUUCAGCGGUAACAGUUACGCGGAUGGCCCAUUGUUGAGAAGAUACCGGAGCAGCAGCAGCUAUGUGCCAGGAUAUGCCAGUACAUACUCUGGUUAUUAUUGAUAAGCUCUCAAUGAGCUGGGCAAGCGUGAUGAAAGUACGUUACGUUACGUUAUUGUAUAUAUUUAUUGUAUGAAGUAUUUAAUUUUAAUGUUAAACAUUGUUUAUACUUGUCGUUUAAAAUAAAA